Molecule: messenger RNA, 231 nt
Organism: Didymodactylos carnosus
Lineage: Eukaryota; Metazoa; Rotifera; Eurotatoria; Philodinida; Philodinidae
Source: the annotation of a GenBank genome assembly
GACGGUGUGGAUUUUGAAGUACAAACCGAUCAUAAACCAUUGAAAUGGCUGAACAAAAAAGCACAAGGCAAUGAUAAAUGUGAACGAUGGCGACUGAAAUUUCAACAAUAUCGUAUGACAAUUACACGUAUUAUAAGGCAUGACAACACCAUGCCAGACUAUUUAUCUCGAUCACCCGUGGAUGGUCCUACAGACGAUCUAGAUGAUUAUGUACAACGAAUAUCACGCUAA